GUCCAACCCAUAUGUAUACUCCCUCCGUUUCUUAAAGUAUGUCGUUUUAGACUUCUUCACAAGGAUUAAGGACUGUAAUUAUGACAGCUUAUUCUUGUUUCUCUUUCCUAACCAUAUCACCUGACCAUUCAUUUUUCUUUUUAUUAUCAGUGUAUAAUUAAUGAAGCUACACGGUUUCUUACAAAAAUUAAUCUAAUUUUAAGAAAAUUUAUGUAAAAACUUCUCACCUCCAAGACUGUUUUUUCAUCUGUUUAAAAUUUACUUCCCUCUAAAAAUUUCAAGUUACCCUCCAACUCAAUUUUUCAAUUUUCAUUUUCCCACCAAGUUUUAGUAGUAUAUAUAGACACUACUAUAGUUUUGUGUAAAUCACACAACACACAUAAUAGAGAGUCACACUCAAGCUAUACUUAAGCUAUGGAUAGUAAUCAUAUGAUUGAUCUCAACAUGUCACUAGAUUUACAUGAAGAUUUAUUAUCCAAUGAAGAAAUAAUUUCAACAAGUACAUCCCAUAACGAAGGAAGAGAAAAUUUUUCUCAGGGCCAUAAUGAGACUCAUUCAACCCAAUGUUCUUCUCACCAUCACGAGCUUGAUUUAAACAGACCACCAUCUCCUGAAUGUGAAGUAGGAGCAGAUGAUGGUCAAGUAAACGUGAAAAAAAGAAAAGUUAUGACUAACAGUGAAAGACAAGCAGUUUAUGCAGCUUUGUUAAAAGCAAGUGUGAAUGGGAAAUUAAAGAAAUAUUCCACUAAAAAGGUUGCAACAAAAUUUGAAGUGCCCUUGCGUACGGUUCAGAGAAUUUGGAAAAGGGCAAAAGAAAAUGUGGGGAAUGACUUUGCUGAUGUAUCUCAUCGCUGGAUAAAAAAUUGUGGUCGUAAACGGAUAUAAAUAGAUGUGGAAAAAUUCCGAAAUAUCCCGUUACAAAAAAGAACAACAAUACGUUCUGCAGCAAGUGCUAUGAAUAUCAGCUCAUCAUUGCUCUAUAGAAACUUCAGGGUGUACAAUAAAAUAAAAAGACGUUCCAGUACACUCAAGCCUUUCUUAACCGAUGAAAAUAAAAAGGCCAGAUUACAAUUUUGCUUGUC
Daucus carota subsp. sativus is the source of this 1082-nucleotide messenger RNA. RefSeq lists its product as uncharacterized. The transcript is spliced from 3 exons. The coding region runs from base 415 to 885 and encodes 156 amino acids. The record is from RefSeq and is a predicted model, not a curated record. Lineage: Eukaryota; Viridiplantae; Streptophyta; Magnoliopsida; Apiales; Apiaceae.